CUUCUUCUUUUCGAAUUCACUUUUUUCCCUCCUCCCUCCCUCCAUAGAAAUGCCGCUUAGACGCCGCCAUGGACGGGGAGGCUAACCUUCCAGUCCGACCCGCUGCGGCGAGGAAUUUGAUCCGUCCGGUCAACCUGGAUUCCACAUCGUCAUCGUCUUCGUCGUUCUCGUCCUCCUCCCCGCCGAACUUUCUCCGGAAUGUCCAGGCGGCCUUCAAGCGACACCGCCCUCUCGGAGUAAUGCAGUCAAAUAGCAUAAGACCCCGGCGUAUGGUGCUCCCCCAGCGAAGCGUAUCCAAAAGUGCGGAUUCAAGUGUGGCUCCUCUAGUUGAAUCAAAGCAGUUGAGAGAUGCAGCUUCAAUGAGUCAGGGUAAUACUGCAAAGGAUUCAAUUGCGCAGCCAAACAACAUGAAGGAAACUCAAGAAGAUGCAUCUAUUACACCAUUUUCCACUUCAGGCGUUAGCACCCAAACCUUUGAUGAACGAUUAAAUCCAUUUGAUGCGCAAAUAGAUCAAGCCAAAAUUGGCGUUAGUGGUAAAGACAAUAACUUGAUGUCUCCCUUGCACUUGGAGUCCCAACAGAUUGAUGGUAAAAAAAAGGUCCAAUUUUCAACUGGAAGCGUUCCCAUUCCCCAGGGGGCCGAUGAUCAUAUGGCCACUGAAAUGGAGUUAUCAUCUUACAUGCGUUCGCUUGCGUUAACAGAAAUGGAGUGGAUUUCCGGCAGUCAAGUGGAUAGAUCAGCUGUCACCAAUCUUGACUCAAAGCAUCAGAAUAUUCAGAACAUGGAAUCCGAUGUCUGUUUGAAGUCUGAUGGUGGAAUUUCUUCUUCAUUGGCAAAGAGAACAACUGCCAUUCAGGACCAGUUGCAUCAGUUUAGGAACUUCUUAAGCCAGCCUGCGACUCAAUCCUCAGUUGUCGGGCCAUCUUGUGCUACAACAACGUCUGUCCAUGCUACUUCAGCACCCAUGCUUAGUACAACAACUUAUUGUUCUCAUUUUCAUAGUGGUCCUCAUGUGGCAGUCGAUCCUCAAGCAGUAACUCAAGGGAAUAUGAUGCAUCCGGCAAAAGCUUCUUUAAAAGUCACCAGUGGAAUGUCACCUGCCCAGGUAGCUGUUGCAGACCAAAGUUGUAACUCUGCAAUUGAUACCCAAAUGCAAGUUAAGGAGUAUGAACUCUCUAAGGAUCCAAUUGGCUGCGUGUCGAAGGAAAGUAAGAUUACAGAACGUCAUUCUCUUCUUGAUGACAAGUCAACUGAAGGGAAAGGGCUUGCAUGUGAUGUUACGAAUCCACCAUCACAGGUUCCUUUGCCCCAAAAUUCAUGUGCCGAUAUGAAGUCAGAGCCUUCUAAAUCAGAGAAGCAACAAAAGGCUGCAAGUAGUAAAGGUGCACCAGCCCCUCGUAAAAGGAAUUAUGAUCCGGAAUUGUUUUUUAAAGUCAACGGGAAGCUCUAUCAAAGGCUCGGAAAAAUAGGUAGUGGAGGGAGCAGUGAGGUCCACAAAGUCAUAUCAUCAGACUGUACAAUCUAUGCACUUAAGAAAAUCAAGCUGAAAGGGCGUGAUUACGCCACUGCUUUUGGCUUUUGUCAAGAAAUUGAGUAUUUGAAUAGGCUGAAGGGAAAAAACCACAUCAUACAGCUUAUUGACUAUGAGGUGACAGAUAAGGCUUUGCUCCAUGAGGUCUUGAGUGGCUCCAUGAAUAAUAAGGAUGGCAGAGUCAAGGAUGAUGGGUAUAUAUACAUGGUACUUGAAUAUGGGGAAAUUGAUUUGGCUCACAUGCUGUCUCAGCAGUGGAAGGAAAUGGACGUCUCCAAAAAGACCAUAGAUGAGAAUUGGCUACGAUUCUACUGGCAGCAAAUUCUUCUAGCGGUUAACACUAUACAUGAGGAACGUAUUGUGCACUCUGACUUGAAGCCAGCCAACUUCCUUCUUGUCAAAGGCUCUCUAAAGCUAAUUGAUUUUGGGAUUGCGAAAGCAAUAAUGAGUGAUACAACGAACAUCCAGAGGGAUUCUCAGGUGGGUACACUUAGCUACAUGUCUCCAGAAGCGUUCAUGUGCAACGAGAGUGAUGCAGAUGGAAACACUAUCAAGUGUGGUCGGCCAUCAGACAUCUGGUCGCUUGGCUGCAUCCUUUAUCAGAUGGUAUAUGGGAGGACACCAUUUGCAGACUACAAGACCUUCUGGGCCAAGUUCAAAGUUAUAACUGAUCCCAACCAUGAAAUCACAUAUGAACCAGUCUCAAACCCCUGGCUUAUGGACCUCAUGAAAAAGUGCCUCGCAUGGGACCGCAACGAAAGGUGGAGGAUACCUCAGCUACUCCAACACCCUUUCAUUGUUCCCCCGGUUCCACAGCAGCCAUCUUCGCCUUGCGAGGAAAACUGUAAACUGCUUCAACUUAUUUCCCAAACCUGUGCUGACGAUCGUGAGGCUUCCAAGCUAUGCUGUCAGAUGCAGCAACUGCUUAAGGACCCUGUCACAUCAAUAGGGUCUCAGUUAGUAUCGUCACGAGACCUACAAUGUAAAUUGCUCUCCCAAAUGACAAAACUUUGCCUUCAGCUCCAGGAACAUUUAGCAAACUCAGAGGGAUAAAAGGUGAAGUUGCAAGCAAUAUCAUCACUCACAGUAUCAGCUCCCAUUUGUUGAGAAACUGGUAUCCACUUUUGUCAGCUGAUUCUUAGGGGAGAAACUCACUUGUAACCAAAGGCAACACUAUAUGCGGCAAGCAUCUCCUGUUGGACGGGUGGUGCACUUUUUGAACACGUGGCAAACAUUUAUUGAAUGAGUGAUGCCACUAAGACUUUAUCUUGGUUGCAAGAGAGAAUCUUUCGAUUUGUAGGCCCCUAGGGGAAUCAUAUGCUUUGGAUACCAUAGUUCUCUUCUCUCUCUUUGUAAUGCUGUGUAAUAUUCCUUGUGUGUUUAUAUUGUUUUGUUAAAUAUAAAAAGAAAAUAUGGUGAGAGUGAUUGGCGUGGAUGUUCAUCAUUUUGCCCUGUAUGUAAACUACAUGAACAAUGUGGUUCAUGAA
This is a messenger RNA of Pyrus x bretschneideri (Chinese white pear), 3019 nucleotides long. RefSeq names its product serine/threonine-protein kinase MPS1. Gene Ontology annotation, biological process: chromosome segregation; peptidyl-serine phosphorylation; protein localization to kinetochore. The record is from RefSeq and is a predicted model, not a curated record. Gene Ontology annotation, cellular component: nucleus; kinetochore; spindle. Gene Ontology annotation, molecular function: protein serine/threonine kinase activity; protein serine/threonine/tyrosine kinase activity; ATP binding. Lineage: Eukaryota; Viridiplantae; Streptophyta; Magnoliopsida; Rosales; Rosaceae. The transcript is spliced from 6 exons. Bases 69 to 2585 code for a protein of 838 amino acids.